AUGUUCCUGCCCCAGAUAUCUCUGCAGACAGUUACAUUUUUGGCAAUUCUUUUUUUUACCUGUUUUGCAAUGGGCCAAGACCUUGAAAACAGGAGGGCAGUGACCGAGCACCAGCUCCUGCACGACAAAGGGAGGGCGGUGCAGGGGCUGAAGCGGCUGAUGUGGCUGCAGCACGCCCUGGGCGCCGUGCACACCGCCAGCAGCAGGGACAUCCCGCUCCCAAACGCCAGCAAGAGCCAAGAUCCCUCCGAUUUCAACAGCAGCGAUGGAGAUGAGGCUUCCAGCCUGAUGAAGCAGCUGCUGGAACCGAUAGAAGCUCAGGGCUUCCUCCCACCAAAGCAGGUGGAUGGGAAGAUCUCAGAGGUGAUAACUCUCCAAGAGCUCUCACAGCAGCAAGAAAAGAGAUUCAUGAGGCCACCUGUGUCUCCUGAGAGGUACCACUGGAUUUUGCUGUUCACCUUUGAUAACAAAUUGAUCCUCUCUGUCUAA
Molecule: messenger RNA, 489 nt
Organism: Lonchura striata (white-rumped munia)
Lineage: Eukaryota; Metazoa; Chordata; Aves; Passeriformes; Estrildidae
Source: RefSeq, a predicted model, not a curated record